GCGAAAAAUGGAUCUUCAAUUUCAGCUUUUAAAAACAUCUACUGGAAAACUAUUAUCCGUAUACCAGUUAAAUUUGCUCAGGAAAAACAAUUUGAAUUCCGUUAACGAUUUCUAUGAAGCGGAUGAGCGGAAGAUCCAUGAGCUGCUUGACAUCCAUAUACAAUCUGUUCGAGAACUGAAGAGGGAAUUGGCGCUGUUGCCCAAAGUGUCUGAAGAAAAAAUCAUUCCUGAAUCGGACUAUGGCACGGGAAUCGAGGAGUUGGACAAACUUGCGGAAUCAGUGGAACAGCCCUUUAGGGAAGGAAGGGUUUGGGAACUCUGUGGCCAGCCUGGCGUUGGCAAAACAGAGGUUUUACACACCUUGGCUCUGAAUUUCGUGUGGAAGCAUGCCCUGGACGCACUUUUCAUCGACACCAAACGGGACUUCUCCUGCAAGAGAAUACAGGACAUGCUCCGGGCCAGAAACGCAGAUCCGGUAACUUGUGAGAAAGCUAUGAAAGCUAUCCAUGUGGUGGAUGCACAUGAAGCCAAUGAUCUAAUUAAUGUGCUUAAAGCCUUCGAUCAACAACUCACGUUUACAGUUAAACAAACCAUGCAAACCAAAUUGGUACUGAUAGAUUCCCUAGCUGCUUGCUUUGUCCACUACCGCGGCAGGAAGAUGUAUGUGCAUAGGCAAUCCCUGCUAGUAGAGAUAGCAAGCAAAAUUCGAAAACUGGCUGCACGCGGCGUGGCAUUCAUCAUUGGCAAUGUGUCUUUCCUUGGAAAAGAUACAGAUAAUUGUAAUGAUGACGGCGAGGACGACGGCAACAAUUGGAAAACCGCUAAACGACAGCAGUUGGAGCCCACGCUUGGUGCCUACUGGAAAUCGGUGGGCACUCUGAGAUUGUCACUGGAGCUGCCUGUUGAUAAUGACUUCACUCGCCAAGACGACGGCCUGCGUUUGAUGCAUAUCAUUUCGAACAGCUAUGGCUCCGCGGGUGAACACUGCCUGCUACGUAUCACGAAGACUGGCGUAGUUUAG
Molecule: messenger RNA, 1021 nt
Organism: Drosophila eugracilis
Lineage: Eukaryota; Metazoa; Arthropoda; Insecta; Diptera; Drosophilidae
Gene: Rad51D
Product: DNA repair protein RAD51 homolog 3
Exons: 3
Coding region: 8-1021 (337 amino acids)
Biological process (GO): double-strand break repair via homologous recombination; DNA strand invasion; reciprocal meiotic recombination
Cellular component (GO): Rad51B-Rad51C-Rad51D-XRCC2 complex; centrosome; replication fork
Molecular function (GO): ATP-dependent activity, acting on DNA; single-stranded DNA binding; four-way junction DNA binding
Source: RefSeq, a predicted model, not a curated record